GUACAGGUGAAGGUAGAGCAAGUAUCAAGGAAACAUGGCUGCUAUGCUGUUAAAGUAAGUAAAAACUAAGAAAAUUUUAUGCUUUUAAUAAGAUUUCUCCGUGUAUAUAAACAAAAUAAUACACAGUAAUAGCUUCUGUCUUUUUUUUUUUUAUCUAAAAACACAUGAACUAAUAGUCUACAAUCUAGACUCUACAUUACAUACUAUGAUGGGCACUACAAGGGGACAGAAAUUAGAUCAAUAAUAUCAUGUGUACUAAAUAGUAUUGUAUCUUUAUCCUGACAUGAUAUAACUAAAUUCGUUCAUUUAAUUAAUCUAUAAACCUUUGAAUGAUCCAAUGCAUUUCACAUUAUAUCAUUAAAAUUAUAUUAGACAAUCAGAUAGAUUGUACGGAUUUUGUGGCAUAUAAUUUUGGAACUACAUAUUUUUAAUAUCAUGCUUUCAAUCAGACUUUGAAUGACUGUAAAAUAAUCUUUAGAUAAUCUUAAAUAACCUUAGAAUGGUACUAAAAUAACCAUGAGCAAAAAAAUUUUUUUCAGGAGUUUGCACACUUUGGAAUCGUUGGACGAACCAACUGCAAAAUGGAGUGUUCCCUUAAGCGAUGGAAAUCACGUGAUAGAAUUCGAACAUGGUACAGCGACGGGUCGUCGAUUGGUGAAGGUUGAUGGCGAAAAGAUAAUUUACAGAGAUUGGAUGUUUCAUUUAGUUGGAGACGAAGUUUUCACUUUCAACGAUAAUAAAUUCGUAAUUAGAAUCGAUCCAAUCCGAGGUUUGAAAUAUUCUUACUCAUUAUGGGUGAAUGGGAAACCUUACAAAAGCUUUGUGCGAUCGCAGUCGAAAAUCUUGGAAACCUGGUUGGCUAAUGUUAGAAAUGAAGAAUAUAGAAUAGUUCUAGAUAAGCAAACUCAAAACGUUUGGGUGAAUGGCCAACAGAUCGAGACUGAGAAUGAAUUUACCGAUGACGGUGCAGAGAUCUUAUUCACGGUAGGAGAUCUCCCAGCGUCGAUUAGAACUUACAGUUCUGGUCAGAAAAAUAUUGGAAUAACAUACUCUUUAUGCAUCGACGAGAUAGAAAUUGGAAAGGAAACGCUGCUCGAAGAAGAUGCAGACAUGUAGCACAAUAUAUGAUGCAUUAUUUCUACACUAUGUUUUUGUUGUUUCACGUACCACAGAAGUUUGUUACACUUUGUACAUACGAAUCACCGUGCAUUAAAAUCACCCUAUUCAAAUUUUACAAUUAAACGUUUGAACAUAGCAAAAGAAAAAAGAAUCUUCUUCUUAAGUUCGAUUCAGGCCACGAAAGAAAGAGAAAAAUUCUAACCUCAGAUCCUCAUCCCACGUUCUUGUUAUUUAUUUAAUAAAUGAAUUGUUGAUCACAAUGUCGAUGCGGGAGAGUAUAUUCAGUAUCGGAUCCCGAAUGAUCCAGAGACACGACGAUGACAUAAGUUUCGAUGGUGCGUGUCAGCCAACGUUCUCCACUUUUAAUCUGAACGUUUACAACUCUCUUAACCUUCGAUUAUAGUUAUGAAUCUUGAUGACUUGCACCAAAUGCACAGUGACCUUUUGCAAGAAAUCUGGAUGUUGACCCUAGAAAACGACAUGUAUGAGCGGUACUUGAGCCGACAAGAUCCUCACAGUCUCAAAAGUAAAGAGUAGUAUCUCUAUAAAUCUUUGUUAAUUUAAAUUAAAUUUCAAAUUGAAUUCAUAAAGAAAAUUUAUCAAUCGUCCAAAAUUCUUAUCAAGCCAUCAAGAACGUCCUGGACAGAGUAAAAAUCACAAAAAGAGUUACAGCACACUUAUUGCCAAGAUCAUCGCGUAUGAGCUUCCAAGAAAGCGUGAUAAAUUUCCAUGACCCUGGCAGACAUAGUGUUGUUAGUACGUCUAGCAUUGUCAGCGUGCCAUCCGUAAAUCGAUUAGGAGCAACAAGCAUCAUGACAGUGGGAACUACAGGCGAUAGCCCGAAGUCAGAAUAUCAAGUAAAUUCAUUCGAGACCGGUGAUCUAUAUGUCGAAUCAUGCUAUAGUUCUACCCAAGGAUUGAGUACUCAAUAUCCAGGUUACCUAAAAAAUUUCAGGACCAUCUGAAAAAUGUCAUUGGGAAAUUAAUUGUAAAGUAGAAGAUUUGCAAAGAUAUUUAUGUUAUCGGUAAAUCCUUAGAUUUCAAGUAAAAAAAUCACUGAAAAAUGAAUUGUGGAAUUUAUAAAGAUUUAGUUAUCAGCCAAUUCUCGGAUUGCAACUAAAAGGGUCAUUAAAAAAUUAAUUGUAGAAUGAAGUAUCCAAAGUAUAAACUAUCCAUCGGUUCUAAGAUCAAAUAAAAGAUGAAUAUUUCACUACUAGAAUUAACUAUAACUGCAGGAACCACUCGGCCGCUUUGAACAAUCUUAUCAAACUACUCCGGUCUCGAAUGCCUUAAACAUCAUAAAAAUUCUUUAUCGAACCACACUUUCAUCCUAUCAGAAUCACAAUA
Molecule: messenger RNA, 2466 nt
Organism: Bombus pyrosoma
Lineage: Eukaryota; Metazoa; Arthropoda; Insecta; Hymenoptera; Apidae
Product: fas apoptotic inhibitory molecule 1
Exons: 4
Coding region: 517-1116 (199 amino acids)
Biological process (GO): canonical NF-kappaB signal transduction; negative regulation of extrinsic apoptotic signaling pathway via death domain receptors; positive regulation of neurogenesis
Source: RefSeq, a predicted model, not a curated record